Hypomesus transpacificus is the source of this 4271-nucleotide messenger RNA. It is a transcript of the gene dnajb5, whose product is annotated as DnaJ heat shock protein family (Hsp40) member B5. The coding region runs from base 475 to 1599 and encodes 374 amino acids. Lineage: Eukaryota; Metazoa; Chordata; Actinopteri; Osmeriformes; Osmeridae. The record is from RefSeq and is a predicted model, not a curated record. The transcript has 4 exons. Gene Ontology annotation, molecular function: protein-folding chaperone binding. Gene Ontology annotation, cellular component: cytosol. Gene Ontology annotation, biological process: negative regulation of transcription by RNA polymerase II.
CUAUCCAAAUGUCUUUGUUUUUCAUUCUUUCUGCCCGGACAGCGACAGAUGGGACCCCCAGCGUGUUUAGACAGAGCCCACCUAGGAAUGAUCUCACAUCAAUCUGUCAUGAACGAAGCAGUGACGGUAGCUGCUGAAUAGCAGGAUUUGUCGAUAAAGUGUUGGUCUGCUGCAUUGACAGAGGUUAUCCAGUUCAAUUAUUAUCUUUGCGAUAUAUUGAGAUUUGUCUUGAGUGGUCCGACAUUACCCUGGACGGUUCUGCUCUCGUGUGUCUGCAAGUGUAAAAUCUCGGUGUCGGGCGAAGUUUUCAAACCGGUAGGCGGGUCAUAACCACUGAGUGCGUGACAAACGGAGUUCACCGUUAAACUGUUGCGGGGUUGCUCUGUGAAACACCGACUUCCAUCCACGGGCAAGUGGAAAAGAGAGUGAGGAGGCCGUGUCUGGGGCUGCCGGUCCCAGAGAGAGUGCUCCGCCAUGGGGAAGGAUUACUACAAGACCCUGGGCAUCCCCAAGGGCUCCAACGAGGAGGAGAUCAAGAAGGCGUACCGCCGCAUGGCCCUGAGGUUCCACCCGGACAAGAACACGGACGCCAACGCCGAGGACAAGUUCAAGGAGGUCGCUGAGGCCUACGAAGUCCUCAGCGACCCCAAGAAGAGGGUCAUCUACGACCAGCUGGGGGAGGAAGGUCUAAAGACAGGUGGUAGUGGCUCGUCCGGGGGCCCAGGGAGCUCCUCCUACCACUACACCUUCCACGGCGACCCCCACGCCACCUUCGCCUCCUUCUUCGGCGGCUCCAACCCCUUCGACAUGUUCUUCGGCUCCAACCGCAACCACAACCGCUCCAACGGCUUCUCCUUCCACGACCACAACCACCACGACCAGGAGGCGGACCAGGACAUGGAGGACGAGGACCCCUUCGCCCAGUUCGGACGCUUCGGCUUCCCGCCCGGCAUGAACGGCUUCCCCGGAGGUGGCGGUGGCGGCGGAGGGGGGGGCGGGCGGAGGAAGGGGGUGCCGUCAGAGCGCCUGGGAGGGGGCCGCAGCCGGCAGCAGGACCCCCCGGUGGUCCACGAGCUCAAGGUCUCCCUGGAGGAGAUCUUCCACGGCUGCACCAAGAGGAUGAAGAUCACCCGGCGCCGGCUGAACCCGGACGGCAGGGGCAUGAGGACCGAGGACAAGAUCCUCAACAUUGUCAUCAAGAGGGGCUGGAAGGAGGGGACAAAGAUCACCUUCCCCAAGGAGGGCGACGAGACGCCCGAGAACAUUCCGGCGGACAUUGCCUUCGUGCUGAAAGACAAGGGCCACGCCCACUUUAGGAGGGACGGCUCGAACAUCAUCUACAUCUGCAAGAUCAACCUGAAGGAGGCUCUGUGUGGCUGCACGGUCAACAUUCCGACGCUGGACAACCGUGUCAUCCCGCUGCCCUGUCACGACAUCAUCAAGCCGGGCACGGUGAAGCGUCUGCGAGGGGAGGGGCUUCCGUUUCCCAAGAGCCCGUCGCAGCGCGGCGACCUCGUGGUGGAGUUCUCCGUCCGCUUCCCCGACCGCAUCCCGCCACAGUCCCGGGAGAUCAUCAGACAACACCUGCCCCAGUCGUAGGGGGCCGUCGGACGUUAGGGGCCCCUUACUCCCACCCCACCCCCCCUCACACGCACACCACACACGCACCCCACACCCAGCCCUCCCCGACCCCUCUCCACCCCUCUCCUGGGUGGUUAGACAGCACUCUGUCGAUACCGCCACCGCCCCGUCCUCGUCAGCCAGCAACCCUCCUUCACCCCUGCCCCCCCCUGUCCUCCCAACCAACCACCCCCCUCCCCAGCCACCCCCCUGUGGGGACUGCGCACAGGAGACUGAAGUGCCGAGAGAAACUGACGUUUUUUUUGUUUCCCCCCCCUCAUCUUUUCUUUAGUUUGUGUUCUGGACUGUGUUUGUAUCCUGUGUCCAGUUCUGCUCCAGCGUGACCUUGACCUUCCCCCAACGCUCCUUUCAUCCCCCCCCCCCGUCUGCUUCGUCCUCAUUGGAUGAAGAGGGUGACUCACUCGUCUUUUUUUAUUUCCGGGUGUUUCCCCCCCGCUGUAUGUUUGAAACCGGAUUGAUCCCCGUCUCCGUCAGUGCGCCCUGUCUGACUAACCGCCAUCCGUCACGCCCCCAGGGGUCAUGUGAUCUAGGUGGUCACCGCUCAUCCACUCCUACGUCAUCUUCUAACAUGGUUUGGAGCUUCGAGAACUGUAUUCUACAAAGGUGGCCAUGCCUGGUCUGAUGAUGUGAGUUAUAUAGUAAACACACAACAUGACUCUCUUUCUGAACAGGAGAGUUAGUGCACACUUUAGUCCUAAAACUACAACUCUGUUUCACAUGGUUUCAAAAACACAAGGUGCCCUCCAUAAGUGUUGGGACAGUAAAGUCCUAAUUGCCAUUGUUGGCUGUACACUGAAGGCAUCUGAAAACACGAUUAAAAGCUGAACGUGAGGCUUCAAAAGGGGGUAUGGAAUUCUAUAAGUACCAUUCAAUCUUAGUUGGUCAAACAUACGUGUCGAAACAGCCAGAAAUGAAAGGUGACAAUCUGUUCAAAUUAUAUUUUCAUGUGCCUUUACUGUACAGCUAAAAUGGCAGUUUUGUCUUAACUGUCCCAACACUUGUGUGGGGCCCUGUCUUUGGCUCUGGAGCUGAUAACAUUUUAGACAAUCUCAGACCUGUCCGACCACUAGGUAAUCCAGGUGUCCAGGGCGUUCUAACUGAAUCCAGGUGUGUGUUAUCUAGGUGCUUUCUGUAUAAUCCACAUGAUGUGAAAUCUAGCUAAUCUGGGUGCUGUUCACUCUGAACGUGUGUCUCUUCUGUCACACUGAGAGGGACUGUUCAGUGCCUUAACCUGGAGACACACAUUCUGAACACACACACACGCUCGCACACGCACAGAGAGAGACACACACAAAGAAACACAUCCUCAGAGAGAGACAUACACACACACACAUGCACAGAGAGAGACAUACACACACACACAUGCACAGAGAGAGACAUACACACACACACAUGCACAGAAAAACACUGACCGGCUCCCACAGCAUAUUCUGUACAGAUAAAGCACAAAUAUUCCUGAGUAGAGCUCGACAGGAGAACAGAACUCUGCUGGUGUCACUGUGUUCUGAAGCCAUGUCUGGAUGCUACUGAACUGUGCUAAGCUUGUUUUGGUCCUCGGCACGCCACAACGACUCCACAGUUGCUCGUGUCUGUUCCAAGAUGAUACUUGUUAUACAGUACUUGUUUGGUGUCAUUUUUUGAGUUGAGACAGACUAUGUUUUUGAAAGGUCACUUUGUUUCAAGUGGAGGAAGAUCUUAGCGUUUCCUUAAGCUGCCUGCAGAUGGUGAUCAAAGCGAAUCCCCCGCUUCAACACGUUCUUGGACUGAUUAUGUGAAUGGUUUGUGACAUGUGAAUGGUUAACAGACAUACACACACACACACACUGAUGAUCAGCAGGUCAGAGGACUUCCGUGAGCACUUAACCCAGAGGCAGAGGCAGAGGCAGUGACAGAGGCAGAGGUAGUGACAGAGGCAGAGGUAAAGACAGAGGUAGAGGGAGAGAGGGAGUGUAGAGAGAGGUAGUCUGCGGUCAGAUACAGGUUUGGUUCCUCAAACCCAGGUGAAGCCCAGAGUCUAGGACUGAGAACACCAUCCAAUACCAUCAGGUGCAUGUACUCUAACAGUCAGCUGGUGGAUGGACUAUAACCAGGCACUGUAACCAGGUGUAUGUACUAUAACCAGGUACUGUAACCAGGUGUAUGCACUAUAACCAGGUAGAUGUACUGUUACCAGGUACUGUAACCAGUUAUAUGUACUGUAACCAGGUGUGUGUACUGUAACCAGGUCUAUGUACUGUAACCAGGUGUGUGUACUGUAACCAGGUACUGUAACCAGGUCUAUGUACUGCAACCAGGUGUGUGUACUGUAACCAAGCAGAUGUACCGAAAAGCCCUGUUCUGUGACAACAUCCAAUAAGGGGUUUACAAAACAUUUUUUAUUCUAGCAUGUGUGCGUGUGCGUGCAUGUGGGUGUGUAGGUGCACUUGCCGGGUGUCUGUGUGCAUGUGUGUGCGUGUGUUUCUGCGUGUGUGUGCGUGUGGUAGCCAGAUAAGUGUCUAGAAGCCCGUUUUGUCCGAAUGUUUGUACUAUAAUGCUACUGAAAGACUCACAGAGACGUACUGCUUCUGUACUUUUGACAACAUUUCUGAUUGAAACCAUUUUACAAUGACAAAUAAACCAAAUAUCUGAUG